Molecule: messenger RNA, 1711 nt
Organism: Arachis ipaensis
Lineage: Eukaryota; Viridiplantae; Streptophyta; Magnoliopsida; Fabales; Fabaceae
Product: rho GTPase-activating protein 2
Biological process (GO): signal transduction
Molecular function (GO): GTPase activator activity
Source: RefSeq, a predicted model, not a curated record
GAGCGAGCCUUCAAAAGAAGAUGAAUGCAACAAACACAAAACCCCACACUCACACUAACACAAACACAAACAAACGAAACAAGUAACAAGCCUCAUCCUCAAAUUUAAAACCUCUCUUGUCUCCAUCUUCAUUCCUGCACAUUAUACACACAGAUACAGAGACAAGAUAAGAAGAAUGACAGGGGCAGUGAUGGUGAGCAAGGGCGCUGGAUGCGGUGGUGGUAGGAGAGCGUCGGAGCAAGACGACGACGAACAGAACCAGCUGUCUCCGGUGGCGGUUCUGUUGGCGGCGCUUAGGAAAUCAAUGGUGGCUUGCAGUGUAGACAGUCCCAAAGAUGUGAUAUCGAAUACCGUUCAUCAAAUGGAGAUUGGAUGGCCCACAAACGUUAAGCACGUUAGUCAUGUCACCUUCGAUCGCUUCAAUGGCUUCCUUGGUCUCCCCGUUGAGUUAGAGGUUCAUGUUCCCGCUCCUGUUCCCAGUGCUAGUGUUAGUGUUUUUGGUGUCUCAGCUGAAUCAAUGCAAUGUUCUUAUGAUUCAAAAGGAAACAGUGUCCCAACUAUUCUCUUGCUAAUGCAGGAGCGACUAUACUCACAGGAAGGCCUAAAGGCUGAAGGUAUAUUUAGGAUAAACCCGGAAAACGGCGAAGAGGAGCUAUUAAGGGACCAGCUGAAUAGAGGCAUUGUGCCGGAAGACAUUGAUGUUCAUUGCUUGGCAGGGCUAAUUAAAGCUUGGUUCCGAGAACUUCCUUCGGGGGUGCUCGAUGGACUUUCCCCUGAGCAAGUUCUUCAGUGCAAUACAGAAGAAGAUGCUGUUGAGCUUGUGAAGCAGCUAAAGCCAACUGAAUCAGCCUUGCUCAACUGGGCCAUUGAUCUCAUGGCUGAUGUUGUUGUAGAAGAGGAGUAUAACAAAAUGGAUGCUAGAAAUAUAGCUAUGGUUUUUGCUCCAAACAUGACUCAGAUGUCUGAUCCAUUAACUGCUCUGAUGCAUGCGGUCCAAGUGAUGAAUUUACUAAAGACCCUGAUAUUGAAGACACUUAGAGAACGCGAAGAAACAGCAACAGAUGGUUAUUCUCCCAUGUCAUUUCGCUCAUCAGAUUGCCAAUCUGAGGAUGAAUAUGACAGUCAGCAACUAACAGAUACCAGCGGGGAAUUGCGGGGAACAAAGUUAGAUUAUGACGAUCAUGAUGAUGAUGCUAACUGCAGCCAUAGCAGUGAAGGGGAAGAAAGGGAGGUCCAGUCUCUAAGCGAGAUAGAGCAUUGCUUCUUGAAGUGUUUGAAUGAAAACACAGAAGAAGGAUGCUCAGAACAAGAACCUCCUCCUGAAGGAUCUUUGCUAGAAGAAUUCUGUAGCCCCAAAAGUUGCUCUGGCUAUAACAAGCAAUCUGCUGUAUCAUUAACUAAUAUCAAACCUGGGAAUUCGUGCUCAAGUCCCUCUUAUGGAGACGAUUCGAGUUCACCACUGACUGCGGAGGGGUCGAAUGUCAACACAAGUAGCCCAUCAACAGGAAGUACAGACACCAGUCAUGUGGAGAUAAUAGAUAAAUUUGCAAUAUCUGAAUCGUUGGGGCCACUGUUUUCAUCUAGUUAAGAACCUUAGUGUCCUUUUUUAGCAGUGUGUUACUAGUAACUUGUAUCAGAUUGUCUCAACAAGCAGGGGUUGCUUGUGUAAAAUAGUUGAUAGAUGGAACAUGAUUUGUUUGUUUGUUGUGGA